AUGAGCGCCAUCUAUCGUUUGCAAUGCAAGACUCAGUCCUAUGAUUGGGGCAAGCUGGGUGAUGUCUCCAAAGUCGCUGCUUAUGCAAAAGCUUCUGGUACCACCGUUGAUGACCAGAUGCCUUACGCUGAACUAUGGAUGGGCACGCAUCCCAAUGCUCCUUCUACUGUCAUGGAUGAAAACAACACGCCUCUCAGAGACCUUGUCAAGAACAAUGUAGAUCUCAGUACCAAGGCUGUGUACGACCAAUACAAAGGUGAUUUGCCAUUCUUGUUCAAGAUCCUGUCCAUCCGUAAGGCUUUAUCUAUUCAAGCUCAUCCCGACAAGACCUUGGGUGCUCGUCUUUUCAAGGAAUUCCCUGAUAACUAUAAGGAUCCCAAUCACAAGCCCGAAAUGGCACUCGCCCUUACUCCUUUCGAAGCUCUCUGUGGAUUCCGCCCAUUGAACGAAAUUGCCCAACAUAUGGAAACCUAUCACGAAUUAAAAGAAUUGCUCGGUAACGACGUUUCAGAGGAAUUUUUGGCCACAGUCAAGGCAACUGGUGAAUCAACUUCUGAGAAGGACGUUGCUCACAACAAGCAAGUUCUCAAGAAAGUGUUUAGUGCACUUAUGCGUAGUUCCCAGGAAACCGUUACACACCUUUUGUCCAAACUGAUUGCUCGUCUCAACGAGACCAAGGCCAGUGAUCCCGUCUCUAAAUUGGUCAUUCGUUUAGAUCAACAGUACCCUGGUGGUGAUGUGGGUGUAUUCUCGUGUCUCAUGUUGAACUACAUUGUCAUGGAACCUGGACAAGCCAUCUUCUUGGGUGCUAAUGAGCCCCAUGCUUACUUAUCUGGAGAUUGCGUCGAAUGCAUGGCUACCAGUGAUAAUGUCGUUCGCGCUGGUUUGACACCCAAGUUCAAGGAUGUAGAUGUGUUGGUCAAUAUGCUCACUUAUCGUUAUGGAUCUGCAGAAUCACAAAAGAUGACACCCGUCAAAUUUGGCGAACACUCUCUUCUUUACGAUCCCCCAAUUGACGAAUUUUCUGUUGUUUGGACCAAAUUGGGAGCUGAGGAAACUGAAAAGCAAAAGCCAAUUGAAGGACCUAGUGUUCUCAUUGUCACUUCUGGCAGUGGUAAAUUGACAGGUGAGGCUCUCAAGACUGAAUCCGAUUAUGAACUCAAGGAGGGCUAUGUCUAUUUUGUUGGUGCAAAUACCCCUAUCGUUACUCAAUCUGGAGAUGCUGGACUCCAAUUCUACAGAGCAUUCGGUGUUGUCGCCAAUCAUUAA
Messenger RNA from Mucor velutinosus, 1269 nucleotides. RefSeq names its product GDP-mannose transporter into the lumen of the Golgi. Gene Ontology annotation, molecular function: mannose-6-phosphate isomerase activity; zinc ion binding. Gene Ontology annotation, cellular component: cytosol. NCBI's taxonomy places the organism in Eukaryota, Fungi, Mucoromycota, Mucoromycetes, Mucorales, Mucoraceae. Gene Ontology annotation, biological process: carbohydrate metabolic process; GDP-mannose biosynthetic process. The record is from RefSeq and is a predicted model, not a curated record. The transcript is spliced from 3 exons. Bases 1 to 1269 code for a protein of 422 amino acids.